AGAGUGUUCCUCACAGCUGUCCCAUGAGGCGGGGGCAGUUGGGGCUGGUGCGCGUGACGAUGAGGAGCGCUAGGCUCGGGAGGCUGCUUUGGAUGCUCUUCAUCACAGAAAUCCAAGCUGCCACUGAACUACCUGAGGAAAAGUACAUCCUAGCAGAGGGAGAGACCCUGAAUGUGAACUGUCCUGUCACUGUUGGAGUGUAUUCCAACAGCCGGAAGGCCUGGCAGAAGCUGAAUCGUAAUGGGAAGUUCCAGACGCUGGCAAUCACAGAAAGGGUCUCGGGACAGGUCAGUAAAGUCCAGGUGGGGAAGAUCUUCCUAACAGAUGAACCCAGUGAGGGCAUGCUGCAUGUCCAAAUGACCAACGUUCAAGCAGAAGACUCAGGACUGUACCGAUGUGUGAUCUAUCAACCUCCCAAGGAUCCCAUCAUCCUGUUCUACCCCGUCCGCCUGGUGGUGACCAACUAUUCUUCAGGAACCCCUGCCUCUGCUGAGACUCCCACCCAGAGUUGCAGUCCAACGACCACCCUUCCUCCUACCACCACCACAAACCGGCACCGUCCCAGGCCCAGGACCGUGAGGACUGUGACCCAAUUCCUCACUGAUUUCACUACCAGCCUCUCCUCUCCUGGCCUCAAAGUUACCCUCACAAAUGUGACGGAUAUCACCAGGGAUACUGAGAUCAGCCUUAUCCUUCCUGCGGUGUGUGGACUUCUGAGUAAGAGCCUGGUCUUCAUUGUUCUGUUUGUUGUCACCAGGAUGUCAUUUACACCUUAGGCCCAGUGACCCAGGAGAAUGGCCUCUGACCUCCAUCCUCAUCCAUCUGGCAGCUCCACCGGAGGGGGAGGGGGAGGGGGAGGAAGGGUGAUAACCGGAGUUGAAUCUGUAACACAGGUGUUUCUAAGGCUCGGGAUCCCACCUUCUUGGCCCCUGAAAUGAGCUCCCCUCAUUUCACUGAUAACCCGGGGUGUGCGCUUUUACCCUCUCAGGAGAGAAGGUACAGCCCCAGGGGUGCCCAUUCAAUAAAGACACUGCCAAUGCU
This is a messenger RNA of Sus scrofa (pig), 1041 nucleotides long. RefSeq names its product triggering receptor expressed on myeloid cells 1 (gene TREM1). The record is from RefSeq and is marked validated. Gene Ontology annotation, biological process: chemokine production; neutrophil chemotaxis; cytokine production involved in immune response. NCBI's taxonomy places the organism in Eukaryota, Metazoa, Chordata, Mammalia, Artiodactyla, Suidae.